Messenger RNA from Cercospora beticola, 1682 nucleotides. RefSeq lists its product as uncharacterized. The record is from RefSeq and is a predicted model, not a curated record. NCBI's taxonomy places the organism in Eukaryota, Fungi, Ascomycota, Dothideomycetes, Mycosphaerellales, Mycosphaerellaceae.
GGCACUGCCGACGUGCAUAACAGCAGCAGCAGCAACGGCACGGGGAUGCACGGGUGAAGCAGGCAGCAUACGGUCAUGGAAGGCAUCGAGACCGACUCUGGCGCACAGUGGCACAGCGCCAGCACCACCUCGUCGCGCCCCGUUUCGUACAUGAGCAAUCACAACGCCGCCGUUCACCCACAGCCCGCACGCCUCACCUACCGCGAGCGACCCACUAAGCUCGACGAUGAUGUCUACCGUUUCGCGAUCCAACGAAUGCGCCAACGGGCCUGCAAAUCCGAGCACGACAGCGAUUCGGCGCGCUCGGUGAACAUGGAGGAUAUUCCCGCCUACGAAGAAGACGACCAGGCACUGCCGACGAGCGUCGCCCACUCGCUGCUCUUCUCACUGCCCCGCGAGAUUCGCGACCGCAUCUACGCCCUUUGCGUGCAGUCGCGCGAUGGUCUGCCCGUCGAAUGGCCGCGGUCAGAGGCGCACCGCAGGCACAACCCCUACGACAUCCAGACCGCGCUGCUCAGGACCUGUCGCGCCGUGCAUUCUGAAGCCGCCCCGCUGCUCUACUCCCUCAACAACCUGACCUUCCACCAUCCGAGUGACGCCAAUGUCUUCGUCCGCGCCAUAUGCGAUCUCCACUUCGGCAUCCGAAUUACGAGCCUCUCACUGCAUGUCAAAGCCGCCGACAUACGCAUGUGGAUGUCCUACCUGAACACCACAGAUCCCACUCGUUCGCUACGCUUCGAUUUCCCGAACCUACGCAACCUAGGUCUGAGGUAUAAGAGCUCGCGCUGGAACCAUGCACAUUCUGCCGAUCACAAUCUGAAGAGCUGGGUGGAUGAUCCGCGCUUGGACGAAUUGCUCGAUGGCAUCAGGGACGUAUACUGCUCGUACUGGUGCAGUCCGCAAGAAGAGAAAGCCAGAGCAGACGAGGAGCAGGAACUCAUAGGGUUUGAUCCGGACAAUUGCUUUCCAGAGCCGCAAGACUCAAAUCCGCAGGAACAAGACCGGCAACGGGAACAUUACUUCUUGCUACGCCAUACACGCCUGGAGCGAGCCCGACAAAAGGAACUUUGUCCCACGAUCCGGAUCUGCUGCGCAUGUAGAGUCCAUCCUACUCAUUUCCAGUCCUUGACGAGACCAGCAGCGGUACAGAUGCCGCAACAUCAGCGGCCGCCUGGGGUUUUGCCAGAGGCUAAAGAUCUGCCGCAAAUACCAGUGGUUGAGGGUGGCCCAUUUCCACCGAACGGCUUCUCGCACAUUGACCUUCAGCGCGAUGUCAAGAAGCUCCACGACCCGGAGCUAGGAAGCGCGAACGUCAGCAGAACACCUUAUGUGCUGAGGAAAGGCGUGCUACUCGCGCUGGAAAUUCACUCUGUAGAUGCACGGCGGGAAUAGAGGUCGAAGAUGGAAGGGGCACAUAGCCUCCGGUAAUUGGCAGGGCUGCUGACAUUGGGUGUAAUGAAUGCAGAGAACAUGAAAUGUACGAUAGGCACCCGAAUUGGCAAAAUGAGCAGGCCUCGGCCUUUGGGGUAUGAGUUGGCUCGUUUUUCACAUCCUCUACCGCUGCAAGAUCUGAAAAGCCCCCCAGUCCAUGAUGUGUAGCCUUGUCGAUUCGCAAUCGACAUACUUGGGGCCUCCUGAAAACAUCAAGGAGAAGGAUAGUCUUCGCUCAGCAUGCGCGUGAG